Stylonychia lemnae is the source of this 1377-nucleotide messenger RNA. NCBI's taxonomy places the organism in Eukaryota, Ciliophora, Spirotrichea, Sporadotrichida, Oxytrichidae. The record is from the annotation of a GenBank genome assembly.
AUGGUGAAACUAAAUUCUACUUUAUUUUGUCUCAUUUUUAUCAACGGAGUUAAAGAAGGAUUUUUCUUAAUCUUGGCACCCUUUCUACCAGAAUAAUUGCAAGAAAAAGGAGUUUCAAUUUCUUCUUUAAUAGGAGGUAAAAUUUAAGGGAAAAUAGGAAGAAAAUUGAUGCGCUUGGAUUUCUAGCAAGAAUCAUAUAAGGUAUUGGAGGAGGGUUUCUUUAAACAGCAGGUACAAAAUUCGGGAUUAAAUAGUAAUAUAGCAUAUUCUGAACUUCUGAUUCAGUUUCCUCAAUAUGAGAAAUAACUUGUAUCAUGGAUUGAAUUUGGAGCAGUUGGAGGUGGUUUUGUGGGAUUAGUUUUCUCUUCAUUUUUAUCAUACUUUUUAGGGUAUAUUGGACCAUUCGCAUUAUGUGAAGGAAGUUUGUUGAGAAUGGAGAAAAAAAGUCUAUUAGAAAUGAAUUAAGCUACCUAAAAUUAACAGAAAAUGUAUAAUUCAGGUUUACUAGAUAAGCAAUAUACAUCAUAAAUAGAAAUAGAGAAGAGUCAUAUAUUAAAGCAUAGUAUUUUAUCAGGAAGUUAAUUAAAGAUUUUAUCAAAUAACAAUUCAAAGAUUAUAAAGCAGCAAGAGUAAGUGUAUGACAAGCUUGGCUAUUCUAAUAUACUUUUUACAAUGAAAGGAUUCUAUGGGUGUGUUGCUGUAGCUUUGAAUUUGCAUACCUUUUAUUAUCAUGAUACAAUUAUAGCAAAUUAUCUCAUGACGACUUAUGACUUUUAGCCAUGGGCAGUUUCAUUAGUGCAAUCGUGCUAGCCAGUAGGAUUCUUACUCACUACUCACUUUGCAUCUAAAAUAAUACCAAAGUUUAAUCCUCAAAUAAUACUUAUCUUGGCUUAGAUAUUCUAGGCAGGAGCCGCAUUUCUAGUGGGCCCAAGUCUAUUUUUCGAACUGCCAGAGAAGAUUUAUAUUAUGAUUAUAGGUUUAUUGCUCACAGGUAUGGCAUCUCCAUUUUCACUAAUUACUCCAUAUUCUGUUUUGGAGUAGAGUCUUUUAUCCUAGAGAGAUAAGAAUUUUAACCCAGAGGAGGUUUAAGACAUUGUAAGUGGGAUAUUUAACUCUUGUUAUGCUAUUGGAGGAAUAACCGGGCCCAUAUAUGGAGGUUAUGUUAAUGAUUUGACUAACUUUAGAACUACAAGUGAUAUAAUGGCUGUUAUCUUAUUAUUUAUUGGAGUAACUUAGCUCUUGCUAGUUUAUAUUCCUGACAGAUAAAGGCUAAAGAAUAAAGAAAAAUCAAAUAAGAAAUAAUUAAAAGGAAAUAUCGAGAGCAAAAACGUUAUAGAGACUAUAGAUACUGGAAACAUUAUAGAAGAAACAAUUUGA